This is a messenger RNA of Trichosurus vulpecula (common brushtail), 3632 nucleotides long. RefSeq names its product UFM1 specific peptidase 2 (gene UFSP2). The transcript has 13 exons. Lineage: Eukaryota; Metazoa; Chordata; Mammalia; Diprotodontia; Phalangeridae. The record is from RefSeq and is a predicted model, not a curated record. The coding region runs from base 229 to 1620 and encodes 463 amino acids.
CUGGGCUUCGUCCCUUAUACUCUUCGCCCGACAUGAUUCCUUGAAAUCUCAGAAGAUCUUGGAAGAAGUCUCGGUCAGUCAAUAAAAUAUUUAUUAAGAACCUACUACCCAUGUGCCUGGAUAUAUGCUAAAGCCUAGAGCUACAAAUAAAGGCAUGAGAUAGUCUCGGAGAUUAAGACAUAGCUGAGUAGAAUCUUCUCUACAACAGCCUUGGUGAUUUCAGAUAAAAUGGAUCUGCUUUUCAGAAUAAGAGGAGGCCUUGAUCUAGCGUUUCAGCUAGCUUCUGCUGAUGAUAUUUCUACAAAAAAGGCAUUAAAAUACGUAUUGAGUGACCUUUCAACCAAACUUUCAUCAAAUGCCCUUGUGUUCAAAAUUUGCCACAGUUCAGUGUACAUUUGGCCUAACAGCAACAUGAACACAGUUCCAGCAGAACUAAAUGACGAUUCUGCUUGUAAGGAAAUACUACGCUUUAUUCACUUUGACCAAGAAGAGGAUACAAAGCGGAAAUUCACCAAAAAAAAAGAUAAAAAGUUACAAGGACAGCUUCAGAUAAUAAAUAUAGAUCUCAUGUUGGAAAUGUCAACUUCUGUACCUGCUGUAGCUCCCAUCAUUGAAAGAGAAAGUGGAGGUCACCACUACGUUAACAUGACUUUGCCAGUUGAUACUGUUAUAUCUGCAGAUCCAGAAGAAUCAUGGGGAAUAGUUCGAAGUCGUCUAGUAAAUUCAAUUCACAAUCAACUAACUGACAUGGAGAAAUGCAUUUUGAAAUACAUGAAAGGAACUUCUAUAGUAGUCCCUGAGCCACUGCACUUUUUGUUACCAGGAGAGAAAAAUCUUGUAACAAUUUCCUAUCCAUCAGGAGUUCCAGAUGGUCAGCUACAAUCUUACAGAAAGGAAUUGCAUGACCUGUACCACCUACCUCAUGAUAGACCUUACUUCAAAAGAGCUAAUGCAUAUCACUUUCCAGAUGAACCAUAUAAAGAUGGGUAUGUCAGGAAUCCACAUAGUCACCUAAAUCCACUGGGAGCAGAAUCUGGUAUGAUUUCCACAGUGCAGGGCAUAUAUGGUUAUCAUCAUUACAUGCAGGAUCGGUUCGAUGACAGCGGUUGGGGCUGUGCUUAUCGGUCUCUACAGACUAUUUGCUCUUGGUUCAAACAUCAAGGAUACACCGACAGGUCCAUUCCAACCCACCAGGAGAUUCAGCAGGCUCUUGUUGAUGUGGGAGACAAACCAGUGUCAUUUGUAGGAUCGCGACAGUGGAUUGGUUCUAUUGAGGUACAGCUAGUUCUGAACCAUUUGAUGGGGAUAACUUCAAAAAUACUCUUUGUCAGCCAAGGUUCUGAAUUAGCCUCUCAAGGAAGGGAACUUGCCAAUCAUUUCCAGAGUGAAGGAACUCCAGUAAUGAUCGGUGGAGGAGUCUUGGCUCAUACAAUACUAGGAGUGGCCUGGAAUGAGAUGACUGGGCAGGUAAAGUACCUGAUUCUGGAUCCUCAUUACACAGGCCCGGAGGACCUGCACGCCAUCUUGGAAAAGGGUUUCUGUGGAUGGAAAGGUUCAGAUUUUUGGAAAAAGGAUGCCUACUAUAAUCUCUGCCUUCCUCAGAGACCAAAGAUGAUUUGAAGAAUCCGAGUAGAACCAAUAUUUAUAAGUGUAGGGUGCAUGAUAGUUAUGCAAAAACAAGGCACAAACUUCAUAUAAAAACAUAAGGAAGGCAAAUGUAUAUAGUAGCAAUUUCAAAUGCAGCCGUUUAGUUGGAACAUCAGGCAUAUACUAUGUGCAAGGUACUCUGGUUAACAAUAGUGUGUCAAUGCUACAAUAAUUGAAGAAUGAUUAAAACUGAUUUUUCUUCAUUAUCGUUGGAGUCUUUAGAAGAGGUUUAAAAAAAACACCCCAACGAAAUAUUUGUAUUUAGCUUAAAGAUAUAAAGUUGAAACACAUACAACCAGAUGCAGCAUACCAAAACUAUAUGAAUACAUAUAUUCUUAAAAUGAUCUUCACUCAGAAGAAAUUUUAAUCUCUCUCACUCCUUCUUAGAAGAAGAUGAGAACAUUUUAUGGAUCAGUCCAGUAGCUUGUGGCCCAGAAAGAGAUCGUCAAUCUGAGGAUCUGCUCCAAACUUCUUUUCAGUCAGCUUCCCAUUUUAACACAAAUGACCUAUUUUAAAAAAAAAUGCAGCAGCUAUUUCCUUUGUGACAUUUUCCAUUGGCACCUUUACAGUGAGGGAAAUACUGAAUGCUGCAAGUACAUGCUAGUUUGUGUGAUAUAUAACAAACCACUAUACAAUUCUAAAUAUGUUUGGAUAACUAUUUAUAAAUACAUUUUGAUUUUGCUUCCCCUGGAAAUUAUUACUAAUUUGUAAUUAAGAAAAAUAAGACUAAUGAAGCUUAGGUAACUAUUACCCUAAAUAGCCACUAGUUACUAUUAGAAUCUAAAUAGUCAAUCCUCAACGUUCCUUAAAAAACGGCACAAUAAGUUUAAAAAAAAAAAAGAGAGAGAGAUUGUUUAUACAUUCAAUCUAUGGGAAAUGGAGCAAGGUUCAGUUGACCACAAAAAUUGUCAUCUUUCGCUAGAGAUUGCUCAAAAUAGACUUUUCUGCAUACAAGUCUUUAUUUUAAAAAAAUUCUGAAAAUACACACGUUUCCUAACACAGUAACCAUAAAAUAACCUAUAAAAUGCAGAGAAGAGAGACGGGCAAGGCCAGCAAUGUCACAAGAACCCCAAGGUUAAAAAAAAGGGGGGGCAGGGCAACACCUGCCAUCUCUAAUCUCACUUUUGGCUCCUUGGUCGAACUGUUCCUCAUGAAAAGCCACAUGCCUGGGGUGAGUCUUGGCAGGGGCAUCAGGCCCAACACUUCUGAGAAGGUGGGGGUGAACACCAUAUCUUAAUUCACCCACAAACUCAACCACUUUGGGAAUAGUUUUUCGAAUACUUUCCUCCUUUAGCAGAUACAAACUUGUGCAUCACAGUUGCCAACUUGAAAGUGAAAAUGAGGUUAUUAUCACGAGAAUCCUUAAAGUUUAGAAAGUAUUCUAAUGGGAAUACAAUAUUACAAGCAGUUCAAAACUAAAGACAGAUGGAGCCUUACUGAAUUAUUAAAUAUGAAUAAGGUUUCAGUAUCAUAAUGAGCUUAAUUCUAAUAUUUAUAUAGAAAUCUUCACAAUCUACCUGCUACCUACCAUCUGAUCGUUGCUUCUUCCCAUUUGAGUUGUCCACAUUUCUGUGAGCUCGUUUAUUUUUAAGCAGCAAACCACAGUUGUCAGUGUUGAAUGAACAUUUGGAUUGUUCACUUAACUUCAUACUCUGUAUAUGUUUAACUGUUGUGAGAAAUUUGGCACAUUCCAGAAAUCCACAAGACCAUGCCAGGUCUUCUGCAGUCUGCCCAUUCAUGUUACGUAAGCUACAGUUCAAUCACAGAAUUGGAGAACAAUUAAAUAAAAAUGAAUUGCUGUUUCUAAGAUUUAAAUUUUUUAAAAAAUUUUUUAUUCUAUGCUUAAUAAGCCCAUCCAAGUAAACAAUAUUUCAAAAGACAUCUACUUUCAUCAAUAUAUUUACUCCCUCUGCCACCCAAAAAGGAAAGAAAAAAUGAUUGUAUGUACAAUAAAUUCAAAAUUAUUUAUGUUAUUAAACGUAUAU